This is a messenger RNA of Plasmodium relictum, 702 nucleotides long. RefSeq names its product conserved Plasmodium protein, unknown function. The transcript has a single exon. Bases 1 to 702 code for a protein of 233 amino acids. The record is from RefSeq and is a predicted model, not a curated record. Lineage: Eukaryota; Apicomplexa; Aconoidasida; Haemosporida; Plasmodiidae.
AUGGAAGAUAAUAAAGGUGGAAUUAAGCUAAAAAUAAGUAUAGGAAAUGAUGAAGAAAAUGAUGAUAUAACUGAACAGAAAAGUUCUAUUGUUAGUGAUGAUAAUCAAAGUAAAGAAAAUAUAAAAGAUGAUAAUAGUUAUAUAUCAGACAAAAAGUUAAAAGAAAAAAAUUUAGAAAAAAAAAUUAUUUCUAUUAUUUCUAAAUUAACAAAAAUAUCUUGCAUAUGCGAAAAUAAAAGAAACAAUUUUAAUAAUGAUGAUAAUUCAAAAAUGUGUAAAAAAUUAGUUAAACAAAUGUAUAAAUAUGAAAAAUGUUUAAUUAAUUUAAAUUCUUAUAUUAAUGAUAAAAAUCACAAUUUAGAUGAUAUAACAUUUCCUAGUGGCUUAAUUAAAGCUAUUGAUAAUUAUAUAAGUGCUGAUAGCUGGAUAUAUAAAUACUUAUUAUUAGAAUGUAAGAAACACAAUGACAGAUAUCGUAAUUUAAUACAAAACAUUUCUACUUUUGAUAGUACUCUAAAAAAUAAAAUAGUAAAUAAUAAUAUAAAUGAUGUAACUAUGCCCAUUUAUGCUGGAGUAUCAGAAGAAAAAAUAAACUUUCUAAAAAGAAAUGAUAAAAAUUACUAUAAACAUGUUCAUAUACCUAAGGAAUUAGCUGAAUAUUAUUUAAAGAAUAUUAAAAAAAGAAAAAUAGAAGAAUGUUAA